Messenger RNA from Cynoglossus semilaevis (tongue sole), 2292 nucleotides. RefSeq names its product solute carrier family 35 member A3b (gene slc35a3b). Lineage: Eukaryota; Metazoa; Chordata; Actinopteri; Pleuronectiformes; Cynoglossidae. Gene Ontology annotation, cellular component: Golgi membrane. The transcript is spliced from 8 exons. Gene Ontology annotation, molecular function: pyrimidine nucleotide-sugar transmembrane transporter activity. The coding region runs from base 291 to 1286 and encodes 331 amino acids. Gene Ontology annotation, biological process: pyrimidine nucleotide-sugar transmembrane transport. The record is from RefSeq and is a predicted model, not a curated record.
UACCCCCAAAGCCGUUUUUCUUUUCCUCCAACAGGUGUCACCAGUUCUGCGGAGUCUGCGGUCCUCAAGAUUCAGAAAGACGGGGCUGGGAGUGAAGGGGAGGGGGCAUCUUCGUUUACGUUAUUGAGACACCUUUUUGUCCGCGGGUGUUUGUGCCUGUUUUAACCGAUAUGUGUCGUGCUAAGGCAGAGGAGAAGCAGCUAAUACCGAGAGCAGUACCUGGUCAACCGAUGUCCUCCAGCUGAGACUCACCUCCUCAGGCUCCGGUUUUGGAAACAAAGUCUUCCACCAUGGUGUUGAACUCCUCCAGGCUGAAGUAUGUCUCCCUGGGGGUCCUGGUGCUGCAGACAACCUCACUGGUGCUCACGAUGCGUUACUCCCGCACCCAGAAGGACUUGGGCCCCCGCUACUUGGCCUCCUCGGCUGUGGUGUGUGCUGAGGCGCUGAAGGUUUUCACCUGCAUCCUCUUGGUUUUCAAAGACAGCGGUUUCAGUGUAAAGCUGAUGAACCGACUCCUGAAGGAGGAGAUAGUGAACAAACCUCUGGAGACCAUGAAGCUGGCCAUCCCUGCAGGGAUCUACACGCUGCAGAACAAUCUGCUCUACGUCGCCUUGUCCAACCUGGAUGGAGCCACCUAUCAGGUCACGUACCAGCUGAAGAUUCUUACCACCACGUUAUUCUCCGUCUUCAUGUUGGGGAAGAAGCUGAGUCUCCAUCAGUGGAUCUCCCUUUUCCUCCUCAUGGCUGGAGUCACUCUAGUGCAGUUGCCGCAAAGUACUCAAGACGAGCAGAAAAGCCUGACUGCCAGCUCCCAGUUCGUGGGUCUUGUCGCUGUGCUCAUGGCUUGCGUGUCCAGCGGCUUUGCUGGAGUUUACUUUGAAAAAAUCCUCAAGGAGACAAAGCAGAGCGUCUGGGUCCGUAACAUACAGCUUGGUGUGUUUGGCUUCAUAUUUGCCAUGACAGGAAUGGUGAUUUAUGAUUAUGACAAAAUACGAGAAUCAGGGGUAUUUCAAGGUUACAACACUAUAACCUACAUUGUCAUCAUCUUGCAGGCGGUGGGAGGACUGGUCAUUGCAGUGGUCAUUAAAUACGCAGACAACAUCCUCAAAGGAUUUGCUACCUCACUGUCCAUCAUUGCUUCUGCGGUCAUUUCAUAUUUCCUGUUGAAAGACUUCAAUCCUACUGAAACAUUUUUUUUAGGGGCGGUGCUGGUUAUUACUGCCACAUUUCUCUACAGCUACCAGUGCAAACCUCCCCCUCUUAUCACUGUCAAGACUGAAAACUGAAAACAAACAAACACGGAUUUCAAUGGACUGUGAACUUCGUGUCACCAGGAGUGGGCAGAAGUUGGAGCCCAAGUCUGAGGAACGCUCUGGACAGACGCACACGUUUACUGUAAUGACCACAUUCUGUGCUGUAUGUGCAAUCCUAAACUGCAUUAUGUAAAACAGUGGCCACUGGCGGACAUAUUGGGUACUGCAGGCCGAAUUUACAACACUGCCACCUUGCUACCAGACCUAAGAAGUGAAAUGUAGCGAGACAAUUACAACUGCAGACCCUGUUAUUUGUAAGCUUGUACACAUAGUGUACAUUUUUGGUUGAGUCUGUCAUGACAUCAACAUGUACAGACUGACCAACUGUGUGUCUGUAGCGGUGCUGGCAGCCAACACAUGCCAUACACUGAGUAAAACAGAAGAAAAACAAGCCAAUAAUACUGCUGAAAAUAUUUAUAUUUCCACAGACACUGUGAAUAUUACACCGUGACAGGAAACGAAGAUUUGUAACUUUGUACUUUUUUGGUUAGUUUUGACAGGGUUUAAAGAAUAUUUUUAUCUAUAAAAAAGACCUGAAUUUUUCACUUUGGACCUGACACUGUUUACUGCUGAGUAAAAUGUCAGGUUGGCUGUUUGUAUUUUUACACAUUUAGUCUUUGAUGACAUGGUCAUAGUAAUAUAUUCCAGAUGAUGAACCUUUAAGGGAUCAUUAUAAGAAAGCAUUAAAUCAGUGGUUGGAUGUUAAACAUUUCUGUUAGGUACAAUGUGUUAUGUAUUAUAAUAUGAGGAGUAUUAGUGAUGCUGGGACACAUGUCCUUGGAAAGGGCUUCCACACAGUGCUAAAUAUGAAGUUAACCUGCUGUAAUGAGAAAGGAUUUUCUCUGUAUAGAAAUGCUGACAAUGCUGUUUUUGUACAUUAUGGGAUGUGACUGUUUUGAUCUUGUAGCUCAAAGAGUCCCUCUAAUUCAAAAUGAACAUUUCUUUUUUUUAAUGCAAAAUAAAGCCCUUUUUUUUCUUA